UGGUUGGCUGUGAAGUAGACGGACUGUAUCGUCUCUCCACAAACAGACACAAUAAAGUUCCGAAGCCGGUCUGCUGGAUCUUGGAGGCGCAAGAGCUGAUCGCCGGAUCUGCGCCUUUUUUUUCACGGAAUCUACAAGGAAGAGAUGAUUUGUUUUGGCCUGCAGCGGCAUGUGCAGUUUUUAGGUGAACAGGUUUUUAUAUUCGUUUCGGCGUUCUCUCUGGACGUAUGCAGCAUCUAUUAAACGCUCCGGAUAGGAUAAGGUGACCUACCACCAGGGACGAAGCCCGGGCGCGUUGGACAGUUCGGACUUUUUUCCAAGGCGAGGUUUUUAAAAGGAAUAAGAUUGCAAAAGACGGCGACUCCGUUUUGGAGUGAGCAUGCAGGGGGUUCUGGUGUCGCUCACUCGGGCAGUCGUGCUCCUCCUGUUCGGACUGCUCGCUCCGCCGUGCGUGGUGCGCGGCUUCGGCGAUGAAGUGGAGGAGAUGACCUGCGACCCCAUCCGGAUCAGCAUGUGCCAGGGUUUGGGAUACAACGUCACCAAAAUGCCCAAUCUGGUCGGCAACGUGCUUCAAUCUGACGCCGAACUGCAGCUGACCACGUUUACGCCGCUCAUCCAGUACGGCUGCUCCAGCCAGCUCAAGUUCUUCCUGUGCUCAGUCUAUGUGCCAAUGUGCACGGACAAAGUGCCAAUUCCUAUUGGACCUUGUGGCAGCAUGUGUUUGUCUGUCAAGAGAAAAUGCCUGCCAGUGCUUCAUGAGUUUGGUUUCAUUUGGCCAGAGGUGCUCAACUGCAGCCUUUUCCCGCCUCAGAAUGACCACAACCACAUGUGCAUGGAGGGUCCGGGGGAUGAGGAUCCGCCGUAUUACCGCCAUCCUCCGCACCAGGAGGAGUGUCAGGCCUUGGGAUCCGCACCCGACCAGUACACAUGGCUGAAGCAGACGGAUAGCUGUGCACUCCAGUGCGGCUAUGACAGCGGGCUCUACAGGCGCGGGGCCAAAGUGUUCACGGAUGCCUGGAUGGCGGUAUGGGCUGUGCUCUGCUUCCUUUCCACCACUUUAACGGUCCUGACCUUUCUGUUGGAUUCCCAACGAUUCUCCUACCCUGAGAGGCCCAUCAUCUUCCUGUCCAUGUGCUGCAACUUGUACAGUGUUGCCUACUUGGUCCGAUUGACUCUGGGUCGGGAACGUGUGUCAUGUGACCUGGAUGCCACCGAAGUUCCUAUUCUCGUGCAGGAAGGACUGAAGAGCACCGGCUGUGCCAUCGUCUUUCUCCUGCUCUACUUUUUUGGCAUGGCCUCCUCUCUCUGGUGGGUGAUCCUGACCCUGACAUGGUUCUUGGCUGCGGGAUUAAAGUGGGGCCAUGAGGCUAUUGAAAUGCACAGCUCCUACUUCCACAUAGCGGCUUGGGCCAUCCCAGCUGUUAAAACCAUUGUCAUUCUUAUAAUGAGAUUGGUGGAUGCUGACGAUCUGACCGGCCUAUGCUAUGUUGGCAACCUGCAGCAGGAGGCGCUCACGGGCUUUGUCGUGGCGCCGCUAGCGACCUACCUUCUUAUAGGUACGCUAUUCAUCUGCGCUGGUCUCGUAGCGCUUUUCAAGAUCCGCUCCAAUUUGCAGAAGGAUGGCGCCAAGACAGACAAGCUUGAGCGUUUAAUGGUGAAGAUCGGAGUGUUUUCUGUUCUCUACACGGUUCCAGCAUCCACCGUGAUUGGCUGUUACCUCUACCAACUUUCCCACUGGGAGGACUUCAAAGCCACCACGCAAGACUCGUACGUUGCAUCGGAGAUGCUUCGAAUCUUCAUGUCACUGCUCGUGGGCAUCACCUCGGGCAUGUGGAUCUGGUCAGCCAAGACCCUGCACACGUGGCAACGUUGCUCCGCCCGCUUAAUCAAGGACAGUAGGGUGGGUCGAGGAGGCAAGCGAGGACCAGGCAAUGGUUGGAUUAAACCGGGGACAGGCAACGAGACAGUGGUGUGAGGAGAAAGAAUGCACAUGACUGGACUUGCUUCUUGAGCUCACUGACGCUCGCCCUGACAAAAGGAGGAUGUCAUACAAACCACUGGAUGUGAACGACGCUGGGAAAUAUCUCAGAGUCCACACACGCGUGUCUAUCUCUGUGUCUCCCACAGUGGUUGAUAUUUCCUUUAAGUGCCGGAGUUCGGCGAGAAGGGUGGACGGGUUCAAAAACUAGCAGCAACAGUAGCCCCGUGAACUCUCUUAAGACAUUUUCCAGCUCAGAGAGAGCUGGAAAAUGGAGGAGGAAUAAAGACAUAGCAGGCAGCAUUGAAACAUUAACGUGAAAAUUGGACACAAAAUAAGCUGUGUGGUGCCACGUCUACCUCUGCCUCAAUUUUCUGCUCAGCGCCAGUGACUGAACUGCUGGGUAGAAUAACCCCUCUACCUUAAAGGCCUUCGAAGGCCGUUGAUGAGUCCGUGUACAGAUGGUAUUCCGAUACCGGCGGAGGUUUCCCAAAGAGCCUGGUGUCUUUCUGUAUAAAACGGAAUGGGAAAUGGAAAAGACAUACCAGACCAAAAGUGAGUCAAGUCAAAUGGCCUUACAUUUCUAAAAUGUUUACAUUUCAGCAAGGGUUAGUUAGUUAUUUGAUUGACACCAGCUUCAAUCUGUAUUAAUGCAGUCUAAUUAAAAACAUGAAGUGUCCGUGCCUGCCACAAGUGCAUUAAUUUAAACAGCAGACUGAUUCAUAAAAACUCACCAGCGCAGAUAUCCGUUUUGUUCCGAAGAUGCUGCAAUAAGAACACCAUCGAGUAUCAAUUACAUGAUGACUCCAAUGAAUCAGACGUAACCACAGUAUGUAAACAUGACAAUGGGUUGAGUUGUGCACGUAUUGAAAUUCUGAGUAUGACAUUUGUGAAAAAAGGCGGGGGAAAAAAAAUACAUUUGCAGAGUACCUGUAAUUAUGUUAUGACAUUUUCCCCGGAGAGAUUUGGUUAGAAACCUGUUGUCUGAGAAUUGUCAUGGAGGCGAACGACAUCAAAUUACAUUUCACUAAGUGGCCAAUAUGAAGCCAAUCGCUUGCAUCCGAAAAACAAAAGUCAAGUUGCUUAUGGGGCAAUUUGUGGAAGCUCAGCCUGAUUGGGUAGAAAGCUCUCAUCUUUUCGGAGCCACCUUUUUUUUUUUCAAUGGGUUCAAUCUCCUGGGAGCCUUAUGUGCUCACAGAUUAAUGAGCAGUCCAGGAAAUUAAAGCUGUGCCUUUUCCAAACAUUAGCCAGAAUUCAACCUUAUUAGAAAAUCGCUUGCCAAAAGACACAAAGUUCAAUACUAUAUAGCUGUUGCAAACACAUGCCCUCAUGCAGCUAUGCAUUGAAACACUUGGAAGAAGAACCAAAUCCAAAUGCCAUAUUGAUCUCUUUUGGGGUAAAAUACAUAAUAUCAGUUCCAGGUGAUCAUUUCGGGGUCAACUGAAUCAUCCAUAAAGUUCCAUAAAGACAUUAGAGAAACAACUUGUUCCAGUGACAUGUGUCAGGACUGCAUCGUGGCCAUCCUGGACAAUCAAGCCACUCCUUGAAAAAAAACAAAAAAAACAAAUGUUCAAUGCAUUUGAGAAUUGAAAAGUCAUUUGUUCACAAGUAUCACAAUCACCAUGCGUUAGUGCAGCAUUCAUCAAUGUACACACGCUGAGUGUGUUUGCACGACAAUCGAACGAAGCACUUGCGUUUCAGUGAGUCUCGGAAUGUAUAUUUGUAAUGUGUGUCAGUUACAUUUAGUCCUCGUACAAGCGCAGAGUCCAACGUAGGAAAUUUCAAGUGAAAAAGGGCCUAUGAUAAUAGCAUUCAGCGCGUCAUGAGAAACUAGAUAGUCCUUCACAUUGCUGUCACGUGCGUUUUGAGGUAAAGCUGCAGAAGUAGGUGAAGAUAUCGGUUGACAGACUUAUGUUGUGUCUCGGCCUACCAAGGGAAAUGAGACCUUGUAGAUAUUUCUAAAUAUUGUGGUGAACCUGAGAAGCCUGGAGCAGCCACCAGUGGUCCUCCAAUGCGGCAUACCUUGGCACCCUGAUUAGAUUUCCAAAGUCAAACAAACAUUGCAUUGAGCUAAAGUGAAUUAAGCAAAGCUCUGACCACCAUCCGCCUGAGCUAAUGCAGUUUCCCUUUUCUCAUAACGUUUGGCGGCCACCUCCCUUAUGACCGCACUGUGCCUCCCAUGAUGUUUCAAACAAUAACAGAGUAGUUAAGUUACUCUGACACGGGCCACAUUAAAAAAUAAAAAAAUCACUGGCAAUAAGAUGUGUAAAUGUUGAGAUGCCCAGAUAUGAGUCAAUGUUGGUUUUAGUUGAACAUUUGUUGGUCUUAGCCUAUAAGAUCUAAGAAGUGUGGAGAGAUGAUCAGUGUAUUAUCGGAAAAAUGUUAAUUUAUCCUUGUAAAAAGAGAUAGAAUUUUAAAAACCCGUUUGUUAUUUAAAUGACACUUUUGUAUCAGAAGACGAAUAAAAAAAAAAAAAGCUUUGGUUACCAAAAGGGUAUGUUUUCAGUGUGUGUACGUCCCUUCAUGUGGGUAUAUCGCAACAAAUUGACAGCAUGAAAAAGUUCUUGGGUUCGUGAUACCA
Molecule: messenger RNA, 4559 nt
Organism: Hippocampus comes (tiger tail seahorse)
Lineage: Eukaryota; Metazoa; Chordata; Actinopteri; Syngnathiformes; Syngnathidae
Gene: fzd4
Product: frizzled class receptor 4
Exons: 6
Coding region: 380-1975 (531 amino acids)
Biological process (GO): non-canonical Wnt signaling pathway; canonical Wnt signaling pathway; retina vasculature morphogenesis in camera-type eye
Cellular component (GO): plasma membrane
Molecular function (GO): Wnt-protein binding; Wnt receptor activity
Source: RefSeq, a predicted model, not a curated record